Molecule: messenger RNA, 1698 nt
Organism: Schistosoma turkestanicum
Lineage: Eukaryota; Metazoa; Platyhelminthes; Trematoda; Strigeidida; Schistosomatidae
Source: the annotation of a GenBank genome assembly
AUGAGGAAAGUUUUGUUUGAAUUUUCUGAAUCAUUUGAACAUGAUGUUCAUGUUCAUGUCGAAGAGUGGCUAGAAUUUCCUAUGGGAUUCACUAUUUCAGAAUGUGCUUCCCAAUUAGCAAGUGUACAUGGUAUUCCGGACAUCGCUUCUAAAGUUUUCUAUGAAAGAUUAUCAGAUUUUAUAGCUAAAGAAACUACAAACGACUUUAAAGAGCAUUAUUUGAAUUUGGUAAACAGUCUAAAGUCUGGUGUAUUGAACAUAGAAAAAUUUUGUUCUGAUUUCGACUCUUCACAUCAUAACAAUCCCACAUUAAAACUAGCCAAGCUGAAUGACCAGGAAAAUUUUUCGCAUGCUUUCAACCAGAUGAUUCAUUCGCCUGCUGCACAAGAAUUUAUUCACUUAGAAGAAUCAUUCGCCCUAGAAAUUGGUUAUAAACUUCAAAAACGCAAUGAUAUCCUAAGAGAAAUGGACGAAAAACAUUUUGAUGAAACUGAGCGUAGUCUCCAAAAACGUGGUAGUGAAGUCCCAGAAACCAUCACACAACUUCAAGAGGAUUAUUAUCUCAAUAGGGAAAUUGUUUUAAGUCAUUGGGAUAGUUGUAUAAGCGCAUUAAAAUGGGAACAUCGCCAAGCUCUAAGAACAUUUGUUAUGUCUUAUAAAGAGCAUAUCAAUAGUUUGCCAACAAAUAACAACCGUCCCAGUUUAUGCAGGACAUUUUUAAAAGAUAGUCCAUCUAAAACUUCGAAUUCCUUAUUCAACAAAUCGUCUACAAUAAAUAGACAAUCCAUUUCUAAACAAAUUAGUCAAAUUCCAUUAUCAGAAACUUUCACCGUUCAAUUGGGUCGUCAGUUACGAACAAUGUUCAACUUCCGUUUAACUCGACUGGAUCCAUCUGAAUUACUAACAAGCACGAGAUUCAGAUCUCAAGAGAAUCACCUAUCCGAUGACGACUGCCUAGCUGAACGUAUGAACAAUGCUUUAAACGUCUAUUCAAACAAUUUAAACGGUUUAAUGAUUCUGGUAGAUAAACGAAUUAAUUCCUUCCGUGGAAUUAAAAAACUUUUAGCGGAUGCAUGUGAGCAGUCUACUGAGUUACAUUUCGCAGAAUUUGGUUCUCAGUUAGAAUCUAUACAGGAAACAGUGAAUCGCUUGCGGUCACGUCAAUUUGUAGAACCAAAUAGUGAAUCUAAAAUAAAAAAUAAUGAUUUGUCUAGUGGGAGUUCUACAGUUAAAUCAAAAUCUGACUUCUAUGAUCCGAUCCAUGGUGAUGUAUUAAUCACUAAACACUCCAAUUUAAUCAGCAAUACUGGCGAUGGUAUAAAUGUUGUUUUCCAAGUGGUUAUUGAUGAAGAUUAUGAAAAUAAUAAUGAUAAUAUACGUAUUCCAUCCUCACUACACUAUGCUAUAUCAGCUGUACUACGAACUUGUUUCGACUACGAUAUUACGACUUUAUCGUUGCCUUUACUAUUGGUUUCAUCAGUAUCUGAAAAUAUGGGUAAAUCAUGGAGAGCCAAACGUGUGGAAACAGUACUCAAAGCUGUUAAAGGUUCAUUAAUGGAAUUGAUUACUUGGCGUGGUCUCAAUUUACGAUCUAUACAAUUUUUAGCACCUUCAUGGAUUACAGAUGAAGAAUUGAAUGUAUUUCGACAAAUAAUUUCUAGUUCAUUUAUACAACCAAAUCCAUUGAUUGCAGUGUAA